GCACUUGUAGCCAUUCUCAACGCAAUUGCCAGCGAGCCUGCUCCACAUUCACCGAAGGCCCAUUUGCCUUUGAGUCUCCGGCCGGUUACUUGCAGAUGCUGUCUCCCUUUCUCUCUCUCGAGUUUUGGCUGCAUCGUUUGGUUUGCCCCUCUCCGGCUGUUUCUGGUGCUCGCGUUUUGUUGCAAUAAGAAACAUUGGGAGAGGUCGAAGAAGCACGGCGUGAGCAGAGUGUGGGAGAGUGCAGUAGGUUAGGGUUACAGGUAGAAGAAGGCUAUCGCGGCAGGUUGUCGGGACUCUUUGAUCGGCAUUUGACAGGAGGCUCUGCGUUUGUCCCGGCGAUGUAGAAUGGUGGAGCUGGGGGACAAUAUCGUCCCGGGACGGACAUGUGGCGCGCAAGAGUGCUCCAUAUGAUUUAAGCGUGAGGAAGAUUGAGUCGUUGGGAUCCCAGCGCGAGGGUUUCUUAGGUGCCACAUGAGAUUGGGGAGAGCUGUGUACGCAUAAUUGAGUUGCGCAUAGUGUGCAGGGUCGCUGAUACCCACGGCGGUGGCUUUUGUUGCGUCGAAUUGAGGUUUGGAGCAUCCAGGUUGCAAAGCUUGGAAUACAAGUUGUCGGGUUGGGUGUGAGGGACAUGUGGAACGAGGAGGUGGUUAGGGUUACGGAUUAGAGGAUUAGUAGUGGUAGCGAGGUAGUACUUGGGGCUGCAGACCUGAAACUGAAUUUGUGUGUGGGCAGUAAUCAUCCUUGAGAGGGAGCAAUCGAUCAGAUGACGUCUCUGGGCGGCACUUAUUGGUGUCACCAGUGCACCCGGACGGUGAUCCCCAGAAACAGAGAUGAGUUGACUUGCCCCUCUUGCAACGACGGUUUUCUGGAGGAGAUCGACAACCCCGAGGGAGGUGAGAGUAAUGAAUUUAUGGGGCUGGGUGGCAUGCACGACGCGUUUGGAUUCGCAGGUGGCGAUGUGGAUUUGGGGGAGCGCGCGGACGCACCAGGCGGGGUGUCAGCCGGAUUUCGGCGGUACCAGCCGGAGUCUCGAGGGAUGCCAUUUCCGGGACGGAGCGGGCACCCCGCGGUGCUGCAGCUGCUGGAGGCGAUGUCGGCAGUGUUGCAGCAAAUUCAGCCUACACAGGGUGGGCAGGAGCCCGGUGAGGUGGACUUGGGCGGGGGUGGGAUUCGGGCAAGGGGGCAAGGCGGGAUUGUGGAAGAUGGUACUGGGGGGUUCAAUUCGAUGUUGAUGCUGCAAGGACAGAUGCAAAAUUUCCUCGGGGGCGGGGGCAACGUGGAGGUGUUUUUCGACAAUGGGACGGGAAUUCCUCGGAGGCUUCCUGGGAAUUUCGGGGAUUACUUUCUUGGCCCUGGGCUGGAUCAGUUGAUCCAGCAGCUGGCAGAAAAUGAUCCGAACCGGCAUGGGGCGCCUCCGGCGUCGAAGAGCGCCGUGGAGGCGAUGCCAACGAUUCAGAUAUCUCAAGAGCAUCUGGGUACGGAUGCUGCGCAAUGCGCGGUGUGCAAGGACGAAUUCGAACUGGGAGCAUCGGUUCGGCAGAUGCCGUGUAGGCACAUGUACCAUGCGGAUUGCAUACUGCCGUGGUUGGCACAACACAAUUCAUGUCCAGUGUGUCGGUACGAGAUGCCGACGGAUGACCAGGAGUACAACCAGAGCCGGGCUUCGGGACAGUCGAACCCAACGCCGACAGCAAGCACCUACCCGAUGACUACGAACCCGGGUAUGGACGGAGGGGGUAGGGACGGAGGGGGUACGUCCGGGGGUUUCACGUUUUGGGGUUCUCAGGGGCUAGAGAGACAGCCCAGCGUGGAGACAUCGAGCGGCGGCAGUCGAGACUUGGGAUCUAGUGCACCUACGAGGUCUGGCAGCGGGGCUCAAGCGAGUAGCGGUUCAGCAGCGGCAGCUCCUGCGAGCGGCGGAGGCAUCGCGAGGCGGAUCUCUUUACAUUUACCGUGGUUUCGCGCAGCGACAUCUCCUGCACCAGCGCCUGCACCACCAGAGUCUUCCGGGACGGGUGGAGGUGGAAAUCGAAAUCAGGGUUCUGGAAACCGGAAUAAUGGUGGGGAUGAACACAUGGAGCCACACCCAGAGUUGGACUGAGGUUCACAUGCUCCUGCUGAUGCUGAGUUUGCCGUCAGUGAUAGGAGCCUUGUAGUGUUGUUUCAGUUGUGGUGCUGGUUUCCAGCAUCAAGUCAUUUAAAGUGCUUAUGAUCGUGUUGAGGUUCGCCGUCUGUAUUAUUUUCUCCGCAGGAUGAGUACUUGGGAGCUACUACUGCUAGAUAUUUUGUAAUGCCGAAGGCUCGUAGAAUGCUGUCACAUAUUAUUUGAAUCUGUACUGAUUUGCGAAGGUAGCAGUCUCUUGCGGGAGCUGGGUAACUUCUAUGCUUGAAAUGAGAAUGAAGUGUGAGCUGAAAGUUGUGCAGAUGUAGCUGGUAUGAUGUAGAGGGUGGUUCUUGUCUGCUGUGUACUUGUCUUUCAUUUCGUGGUGACGCAGACGUGCAUGGUUGGCGAGCAUCAAAUUCGGCUUGAUGCUAUCAUUUUAUUUAUUUAUUAUUUUACUCUGCGGCUCAAAUUAUGCAUUGUGCGGGUAGUGUUCGUUCGCGCGACAGCUUAGUCAUUUUGAAACCUGGAGUGGCUGUAUGCGCCAUAGAGGGCUUUCUGAGAUUUAGCUUUUACUCUCUGAUGGCAGAUGCACUCCCCCUUUUUGUCUUCAGAUUAGAACGUUUUAGGGUUUGCCUUGUCAGGUAUUAUCUUUACUUCAGCUUCUUGCUGUAGUACAGUGUAAUCUUGGAUCAAUUUGGUAAAUAUAAAUGACUGCUUUUGACCGUAA
Physcomitrium patens is the source of this 2831-nucleotide messenger RNA. Its product is annotated as E3 ubiquitin-protein ligase RING1-like. The record is from RefSeq and is a predicted model, not a curated record. Gene Ontology annotation, cellular component: cytoplasm. Gene Ontology annotation, biological process: protein ubiquitination. Lineage: Eukaryota; Viridiplantae; Streptophyta; Bryopsida; Funariales; Funariaceae. Gene Ontology annotation, molecular function: ubiquitin protein ligase activity.